AAUAAGAACCCGGGGCUCCUCGGGGAAGGUGCCCACGGCAGGCGUUGUGUUCAGCCCGGGCGGACCCGCAGCUCGCACUGCUCUGAAACUCGCGUCGCCAGGGAGGCGUCAUGGGCUUCCGGAAGUUCUCCGCCUUCCUGGCUCUCAGUGUCUUGGCUCUGUGCCAGGCCGGCAGUCUCCAGGAGGCGCCAUUGAGGUCUGCCCUGGACAGCAUCCCAGACCUGGCUACACUCAGUGAGGAGGAAGUGCGCCUCCUGCUGGCUGCACUGUUGCAGAACUAUGUGCAGAUGAAGGCAGGGGAGCUGGAGCAGGGGCUGGAGACAAAGGCCUCCAGUGUCACUGUCCAGAAGAGAGCCUGCAACACUGCCACCUGUGUGACCCAUCGGCUGGCAGACUUGCUGAGCAGAUCUGGGGGGAUGGUAAAGAACAACUUCUUGCCCACCAAUGUGGGUUCCAAGGCCUUCGGCAGGCGCCGCAGGGACCUUCAAGCCUGAGCAGCUAUAAAUGCCUCCAGGAAGAAGGUUCCCAUGAAACUGCACUCACCACUUCUAUUAAUUUCUGUUGACAACAACUUGGUGAGAACGCUCCAUGGAAGAUACUUGUUUGCAUCCUAAUAGAUACGGAAAAAAGCACCUUUGUCACUUGAAAGGAAUGAAACUGAAUGCAAAAUAAGCUAAUUCCAUAUUUAUUGUGCAUCAUUUUUAUAUUUAAUUCUAUGUCCAGUAAAUGUGAUGGCAUCUCUCAUUGGCUUAUCUGGUAGCAAAUCGCUUAUUUGAGAGCCAUCCUGUUGAUCAUGGCAGCUCUGCCAUACCUUAGGGGGACAUGAAAUCACUGCCUCUUGUGGCCUCUGGGGACACAUGGUAAUAGUGAUGUUGUGCCUUGUUGUCUAAGAACAUGACUGUAUAAUUUGUUUAAGAAAAUGUCAAUAUUGUGCCAUUUGUGAAUGUCAUCAAGAUUAAAAACAUAUUUUGGAUACGUUUGUUUCAAGACCCUGGUGGUUCAUUUCAACUUGUUUUCCUAUGUAAUAAUAAUAAUAAUAAUAAAUAUUUUUGAAUGCU
This is a messenger RNA of Microcebus murinus (gray mouse lemur), 1058 nucleotides long. RefSeq names its product calcitonin related polypeptide beta (gene CALCB). The record is from RefSeq and is a predicted model, not a curated record. NCBI's taxonomy places the organism in Eukaryota, Metazoa, Chordata, Mammalia, Primates, Cheirogaleidae. Gene Ontology annotation, cellular component: extracellular region. Gene Ontology annotation, molecular function: hormone activity; calcitonin receptor binding. Gene Ontology annotation, biological process: regulation of cytosolic calcium ion concentration; adenylate cyclase-activating G protein-coupled receptor signaling pathway.